AUGCACCUCCAAACCUCCGAGGGCUCAGGCCCGCAAGUCACGCCCUUUGGCGUCGACACCGAAAUCUCGUACAAGCCGAAGUCGACUGCCCUCCCCUUUGGCCAGGACAUUGCACUCUCGGAAGUCUCUGGGCCUACUUACUUGACUGCCCAGACACUCGUCCAGCAAGUCGCCUACGCUCUGUCCGACAAGCUAUUUUCUUACUCACCUGAAACGUUCGACCUCGAUAUUGCGGCCAAGUCAUGGCAGUGGGCUGGCGAGAAAAAUGCUCACGGCGAGGUGACGGGUGUGCAGGCAAUGCAGACUCGUCUCGGUGCCGGAAAUAUCGCAUUGGGAUAUAUGUUUUCACCGGACUUCGAUCUGAGCAAACGCAAUGUCCCGCAGAGCAUCAUUGCGAGCUCGGCUAGUCUUCAGCAUCUUCGUCCGGCAUUGGAUCAGCUGAGUCUGCUGUACGAUGUCGCGAACCCUACUGCUUUGCAAAUCGCCGCUGUGGACUAUGCGGCUGCUACCAAGAGUGGCCUCGUGACAGAUUACUGCAAUCCUUUCGCAUUAGCCGAGGAAUUGGGCAUGGGUAUGGUUGGGAGCAGGAGUGCGUUUGAGGUGCAGCAUAUGAGUUUGUUGUCCACACUCAUGGCCAGCGUGGUGCCGAGUAUGCAUGUCUAUGAUGGUAUCACUGUUGGCAGAGAGACUACGAGAGUGGUGGAUGUGCUCAAUGUGGCUGGGUUGAAGAGAACGUAUGAUGCUGUCUUGGAUGUUAUCAAGGAGGAUCUGGUAUCGAAGAGGCUGACGGCUGAGGGCAAGUUGUCUAAGCUGAUGAUGGCCUUCAACGCCGAGUUGGGCACGGAGUACAAGUGCUUUGAAUAUCACGGCCACGCCAACCCAACUGCGGUCAUGGUGGUCUUCGGCACGGUCGAGGCCAGCUUGUCCGCUCAGGUCGCCGACGCACUGGCACAGCAGGGCGUGGCCGUCGGAGUCAUCAAUGUCCGAGUCUAUCGGCCGUUUGCAGAGGAAGAGUUUCUGGAAGCACUCGCACCAUCCAUUCAGCAGAUUACUGUCCUUGGUCAGGUCAAGGAUCAAGCUGGUGUAACGGACAGCAGUAUCACCAGCAGCCUUUACGCUGAUGUGGUCGCUGCUGUAUCGUUCCAAAGCUUGUCUGGAAGUGGCAAGGAGCCAAACGUGUACGACAUCAAGUACGCACGCGAGACGGUCUGGACUGUGGCUAAGAUGGAGGCACUUCUUCGCCAGCUGGGCAGCAAGCAAGGCGAGAGCGCUGAGCAAUUCCCGGCGCUGCAGCUUACGGGCUCAGAGACGAAGCAAUACAGCUUCUGGGACGUCGACGCCAAUCAGAGCGCCACCGCACCACUUAUGUUAGCUGAGCUGCUCUCGAACAACAGCUCCUUGAAUGUCACUGCGCGCAGUGGACGCGAUAAUCUUGUACAAGGAGGCGUCGUCCGCACAGACCUAAGAUGCUCGCCAAAGAGCAUUGAGUCUGCUUACAGUGUCAAGGAAGCCGACGUGGCUGUGAUCGCAGAGCAGAAGUUGUUGAAGGACUAUUCUGUGCUAGCUGGCUUGAAGGAGGGUGGCACUCUGCUUCUCGUAUCGCCUAACUGGAAGGAAGAGGAUGUUGAGAAGAAUCUCACUACACCAGCCAGGAAGGCUAUCGCUUCGCGGAAGAUCAACUUGUUUGUCCUCGACCCAGCUGCAAGCGCUAAGACUACUGAGCAGCCCGAGUUGCAGAGCUAUCUUCUACAGCUCGCUUUCUUGAAGAUUGCUCAGCCAAGCGUAUACGAGACUGGGUUGAAGAAGUUGCAGGCUAGUGGCGAUGAUCUCGACACACUUGCGAAAGAUCUUGAUGCGGCAUUGAAGAACGUUGAGAUUCCAGAGAGCUGGCUCACGCUUGAGCCCGAGGAGAAUGUGCCAAUCGCACAAUCCGACGACCUCAACUACAACAGCUUCUCCGACUUUCAGCUCGACGAGCUUGAGGCACCAACGUUCCUGCGCAAGUGGUCCACAGCAGCGAAGGGUCUUGCUUUCAAGGAGGCCUACGGGACCGCUACAGCUCUCCGCCCAGAUCUAGGAAUCAAGACGGCUGUCGUCACAGUCAUGGAACAUCGCCGACUCACGUCACCAGACUAUGACCGCAACAUCUUCCACAUCGAGUUCGACCUUGGCACUACAGGUCUCAAGUACGAGAUCGGUGAGGCUUUGGGCAUCCAUGCUGAGAACGACAAGGAAGAAGUUGAGGAGUUCAUCAAGUGGUAUGGUCUUGACGCUGGCGAGAUCGUGGAAGUUCCCACGCGUGAUGAUACCUCCAUCCUGGAGAACCGAACGGUAUACCAAGCCCUAAUGCAGAACGUCGACAUCUUCGGUCGACCACCAAAGCGUUUCUACGAAGCACUCUCCGAUUUCGCGAGCGAUGAGAGGGAGAAGCAGAAUCUACUUUUACUCGGUACAGGUGGCAACCAGGAAUCUGUCGUGGAGUUCAAGCGCCGCGCCGAAGUCGACACCGUCACCUUCGCUGACAUCUUACUCGAAUACCCCUCCGCCCACCCUUCCUUCCACGACAUUGUCCGCAUCGUUAACCCAAUGAAACGUCGCGAGUACUCUGUCGCAUCUUCGCAGAAGGUGACGCCGAACAGCAUCUCCCUCCUUAUCGUCACAGUCAACUGGGUCGAUCCCAAGGGACGCGAUCGCUUUGGUCAAGCUACACGAUACCUCGACACCCUACCCCUCGGCGCCAAAGUCACAGUCUCUAUCAAGCCAUCGGUCAUGAAAUUGCCGCCUAAGACUACAGCGCCAAUCAUCAUGGCUGGUCUCGGAACAGGUCUUGCACCCUUCCGCGCUUUUGUGCAGGAACGGGCGUGGCAGAAGGAGCAGGGGAUGCCUAUCGGCGAUGUAUUCCUGUACAUGGGCUCCCGUCAUCAGAAGGAAGAAUAUCUCUACGGUGAAGAAUGGGAGGCGUAUCGAGACGCCGGCAUCAUCACCCUUCUUGGUCGCGCUUUCUCGCGUGAUCAGCCGCAGAAGAUAUACAUCCAAGAUCGCAUGCGGGAGACGUUGACGGAGAUCCGGAGGGCUUAUUUGAAGGAGGAGGGGGCGUUUUAUCUCUGUGGCCCUACGUGGCCGGUGCCGGAUGUUACCAAUGUGCUUGAGGAGGCUGUUGUGGUGGAGUCGUUGGCGGAGGGGAAGAAGAAGGAUGGGCAGAAGGAGAUUGAGAGGUUCAAGGAGGAGGGGAGACACGUCGUUACAAGAAGACAAUUCGCCGUCUCAAGCCAGCAAUCAGCUCGCAAAGAUGGGCAGGACAAGGACUCCUUGAACCCUCAGCCAAACGAGUAUUCGAAGAGUGGAUCAGACGAUGCGGCUGCAUUAGGAGACACAGCCUUCGACCCGAGCAACACAUCUCCGGAGGGUCAACACGAGGCUAGUAAACAGCAGAGUGGCGGUGCUAGUGGGCAGGGUGCUGGUGGCGAUCCACUAGAAGUCUCACCAGCGAACAAAGAGAUCUCGGGCCAUCGACCACAGGGUCAGAAGGAACAUGAGGGGAGUUCGUCGCAGUCGGGACAGGGUCCUAGUUCGAGAGAGAGGACGAGUGGGGGUGGUGGGGGGCCGAAGGCGGGUGGAGGGAAGUAUGGCGGUGGGAGUGCGAAUUAG
This is a messenger RNA of Recurvomyces mirabilis, 3648 nucleotides long. It is a transcript of the gene MET10, whose product is annotated as sulfite reductase [NADPH] flavoprotein component. NCBI's taxonomy places the organism in Eukaryota, Fungi, Ascomycota, Dothideomycetes, Mycosphaerellales, Teratosphaeriaceae. The record is from RefSeq and is a predicted model, not a curated record. Gene Ontology annotation, cellular component: cytosol. Gene Ontology annotation, molecular function: FMN binding; oxidoreductase activity, acting on the aldehyde or oxo group of donors; sulfite reductase (NADPH) activity. The transcript is spliced from 3 exons. The coding region runs from base 1 to 3648 and encodes 1215 amino acids.